AAGCAUUAUUUAUUGUGAAGAUAUGUCAUCGUCGACUUCCCGACUCUUCCCAGCAAAGGGGACAUGACAAAAUGAUGCCAUCCAUCCUUGACUGAGGACCCCAUUACUGUCUGCCGGAAAAAGUUGAAAUCAACUAAUAAGAUAUGUGUGGUUCCGUGCCUCUUGAGUAUAUCCCAUCUCUCAAAUAACUACAGGAAUUGACGGCUAACGGAGACAGCAAAACACCACUCCUCUACAAAGAUUAAAGACCGUCACUGUUAGCUGUCACUUGUCAGUGCUGGAGGCUGGAGCCUAGUUUUGAAUAUGAACUCAAUAAAUUGUUCAACUGAAUCUGUUAUGAGGUUAAUGCAUGGCGGCCAUUAAAUGAGAGACACUCUGGAAGCUAACCAAAUAAUCGAAGAUGGUGGCCUUCUCAUCUCCAAAGGUGGUAAAUUUGCCUUGGGAUUUUUCCAUCCAGGUCAUUCUAGCAGCAGCAACAGAUCAUAUCUUGGAAUCUGGUACCAUAAAGUAAUACCACAAACCGUGGUGUGGGUAGCAAACAGGAACAGUCCCGUCAACAGAACUUCUGGAGUUCUCGCUCUUGAUGGCCAUGGCUGCCUUGUUCUCUACAGUAGCCAUGACCAAAGAAGGGUCCCCUUGUGGUCUGCUAAUGCAACUUCAUCGGUGGAUACCUAUGUGGCUCAGCUGUUGGAUUCAGGGAAUCUGGUCUUGCUCCAAGGUUUGCCAGAACAACGCAGAAUGGUGUGGCAAAGCUUUGAUUAUCCCACAGAUACCGCACUCCCGGGAAUGAGCAUUGGUUUGAAUCUGAGAACCGGUUUUGAUCGGCACUUGACAUCAUGGAGAUCACCCGAUGACCCGGGAAUUGGCAACUACUCUUUCCAGGUCCACCCAAACGGCUCCCCACAGUUCUUCCUUUACCAGAAGCCAAAUGGGAACCACUAUUGGCGCAGCGGGUCAUGGCCGUGGGCGCACUUCCCUGAUCUAUACAACUACACUUUUGUCAACGGAGAAGAUGAAGUUUACUUCUCUUUCACGGUUGGCGACGAAAAUCUUCUGUUAAGAAUAGUGGUUGAUGAUACAGGAACCAUGAAGCGAUUGAGGUGGCACGAGAAUGACGAGAGAUGGAAGGAGUACUGGUCGGCGCCCAAGUCCAGAUGUGAUUACUAUGGACAGUGUGGUGUUAACAGCUUAUGUGAUCCGAAUAAUGUCAAUAGCUUUGAGUGCACUUGUUUACCUGGUUAUGAACCGAGGUCGCCAGGUAGCUGGCGGCUUAGGGAUGGAUCAGCAGGAUGUGUCAGGAAGCAGUUAAAACCUUCCACAUUCUGUGAACGUGGAGAAGGGUUCUUGAGAUUGGAUAAUAUAAAGAUUCCCGACACUUCAGCUGCUGUUUGGGUUAGCAGGAGCAUGACUCAAGUUGCAUGUGAAGAGGCCUGCAGAAGUAAUUGUUCAUGUUCUGCUUAUUCAAGGAGGUAUCUUGAAGGGAAAGAUAAGGGGUGCUUGGCGUGGUAUGGGGAAUUAAAUGACACUGUUAUAUUUCUUGACAGUGGUGAUGAUCUAUUCGUGAGAGUUGAUUCACAUGAAUUGGCUGAGAAUCUAAGGAAAUUAUCUGGUGAUGAUGCUGUGGUGAAGGUUAAGCUGGCAAUUGUUGUGCCAUCUGUUGCUUCAGUUUUGUUUGCCAUGACGAUAUUUGUCUAUUUCAGGCUUCGGAGCUGGAAACGGGAGAGAGUGAAGAGCAGAUGGAUCAAAAGAGUAUUUGAUUCUGCUGGCGGUUCGAAUUCCUCUACGGGCAGUUUGGCUGCAACGGUACUUGGAGCAAACACCAUUUACCCGGAGCUACCAUUUUUUGAUUUGCGUGACAUUGUGACCGCCACUCAGAAUUUCUCUCCGGCUAACAAAGUUGGUCAAGGUGGUUUUGGGGAAGUUUACAAGGGUCAGCUAACAAAUGGAGAAGAGGUGGCAGUAAAAAGACUAUCUAGAAGUUCAGGUCAAGGAAUUGAAGAGCUGAAAAACGAAGUGGUGUUGAUUGCCAGGCUGCAACACAGGAAUCUUGUGAAGCUUCUUGGGUGCUGCAUUGAGGAUGAAGAACAGUUGCUUGUUUAUGAGUACUUGCCAAACAAAAGCUUGGACUCGUUCCUCUUUGAUGAAAGGAGGAGCCAUUUAUUAGAGUGGAGGAUCAGAUUCAACAUCCUCGUGGGGAUUGCUCGUGGGAUAUUGUACCUUCACCAGGACUCGAGGUUCAGAAUAAUACAUCGGGAUCUGAAAAGCAGCAAUGUACUCUUGGAUGCAGAGAUGAAUCCAAAAAUUUCAGACUUCGGCUUGGCUAAGAUAUUUGACAGCGAUCACACCCAAAACAAGACAAGCAGAGUUGUUGGAACAUAUGGCUACAUGUCUCCAGAAUACGCAGUGUUCGGAAAGUUUUCAGUGAAAUCCGAUGUGUUCAGCUUCGGUGCCAUACUACUGGAGGUGGUAAGCGGCAAGAGGAUCAAUUGCUUUCUCCACGAGGCAGCUCCACGGACAUUGAUCGGACAUGUAUGGAACUUAUGGAGGGAGAAGAGGGUGUUGGAGAUCAUGGAUCCUUCAUUGAAGGAAUGCUAUGUUGCCGAGGAAGCUCUGCGGUGCAUCCAGUUGGGGCUGUUGUGCGUUCAGGAAGAUGCAAUGGACAGACCAAACAUGUCAGCAGUUGUUCUGAUGCUGAACAGCGAGACACCGAUUCCAUCUCCGAAACAACCGGCUUUCGUUUUCAGGCGACCUGGCGCGGAUGCCAAUUCGGUGAUGGCCGGUGGUGGUGAUCCUUGUUCCAUCAACGAUCUGACUCUAACAGGGGUGGUGUCGCGGUAGAGAGAACUACAAGUCACUUGCAGUUGUGGGGAGACAUAGAAGUAGAGUGUACAUUCCUUCUGUUCUGUCUCAUAUUUCGUAGGAGAAAGAGAGUUGAAGCAAUAGUUUCAUACCAUGAAAAUGCACAUAUGCAUAAUCAAUGCUUGUCCCCCGUAACCUAACCGAUCAAUACUUAGCAUACAUGAAAACUCCUUACAAGAUUUCUCUGAGAGUAAAUGGUUCCUUAUAAUUUCCUACCAAUAUUUCUUUUUCUUUUUUUAGUAAGACGGACAUCAAUAACGUCUUAGACAGCAUUAGAGAUUAAACGUUCUUGGGAUAA
Messenger RNA from Linum trigynum, 3157 nucleotides. The record is from the annotation of a GenBank genome assembly. NCBI's taxonomy places the organism in Eukaryota, Viridiplantae, Streptophyta, Magnoliopsida, Malpighiales, Linaceae.